AUGGCAACCCAUCUCAAGAAAUCCGUCUGGUUCAUACCCGACAUCCCCAGCACCACCACCGUCUCAGAUAUCCUACGCGUAUUUCAUCAAGUAUCCGAAACUGGAUGGGAUAUCGACGUUUCGAUCAAGCCGCACACUCAGAGAAGGCGUAGCGGCGCUAAAUCCAAUGACACCCCCACUGGUCUCUUCGCGCGCGUAAAGUUCAAGUUCCCUGGUGAAAACUCGACGGAAAAAGCGCUGGUGACUAUACACCAGCAAAUAUCUAUACCUGGUACAAAUACACUGGUGGCAUUCUCCAUCCACCCAGAUACCGCGCCGUUUCCCCCGCAAGGUGGUAUUCCCCGACAAGUGAAAGGCCUGCCCCAGGGAUACACAGCCGGUCAACUCUAUGAUCUUCUGCGACUCAAAACCUCUGUGGCGUCUAUUCGCGUCCAUGGUGAUUUUACGUCAGUGUGGUUUAAUAAGGAAGAGGACAUCAUCGAGUCAGUGCCGCUGGAAAAUGGCGGUAAGCUCAUGUUCCAGGCGUACGAUCCUUUGACGCUGUUCUGCCCUGGCUUGGCGCAGGGAACUAACGAGGCCAUGUUCAGAAGCGCAUUACUAGAUGUUUGUGCUUUUCACUGUCGACUGUUCUUGGCCACUGACACUUUCUACAUACAGUGUGAAGGUAUCAAAGAUAUAAGGAUCCGUACUAAUCGUAAGAGGAGAGGUUCGCCAUUCGCAUUUGUGUCUUUCGAGACCGCCGAUCAAGCUUUUGCUGCAAAGAAAAAGCUGCAUGAAACACCUGUCAAUUCUCGGAAGAUCACCGUACAAUAUAAGGAGCACAACUUGGAGGAAGUUCCUGUCAAAGAGCAGAAGCCUGGGAGCCAGCCGGACGAAAUCAAAGAGGCCGAGCUUGGUCCCCCUCCUGAGGUGCCUAUAGAAAAGGUUCAGCAGUCUCAGACGACACCCGACGCUCGCACUCCAAUAAAACACAUAGUGAUCGAUGGCAAAGUCUCCGAUCAGUGGGUUGAGAUAUGGAAGAAAGAAGCCGACAGCUCGAAAGCCGAGCUUGUGAAAGCACGCGGGCAAGUUGGUGCACUAGAAGAACAGCUACAGGUGUUGAAGGUAGAAAGGGAUAAAAGACUUGCUGAAAUCCAGCGGCUGAACGAGCAGAAUCUCAAAUUGAAGAAGGAUUUGGAGGCGCAGGUGAAGGGAGAAGACAAGGCCAAGGCCAAGUUGCAAGAGGAGAUCAACGAUCUGAGACGUAAGCUCGAGUUAUCGGAAUCGCGGAGGAAAAUACUCGAGAUGCAAGCUGAUGCGCCAAUGUGGAAAGAGGCAAAGAAAAAGCGAGAGGCGGCUGAGAGAAAGGCAGAGGCGGAGCGGAAGAGGAAGGCUGAGCUGGAGGAAUCGAGGAGAAAAAUGAAAGAGAUACAGGAGGCAGAGGCCCGACGGAAGAAGGAGGAAGAAGCCGCGAAGAAGAGGGAGCAAGAAAGAAAGGAACGGGAGGAAAGGGAAGAGCGGGAGAGGAAACUGGAAAAGGCGCGCAAGGACCGGGAAUGGCGGGAGGCAACGGAGAGGGAGCGUGCUCGGCUGAGGAGCAUGGCUAACAACCGCUGGGGACUUGGAAAGUGGUCCGACAAACGUGCUCUUGACCGCGUCCAGUACCUCAUGGACGAGUUUGAGAAAACCAAGUUUUCAGAGAACAAGCCUGCGACAUUUGAGGUUAUUCCGUGGCCUGUAGUGCAUGACCCGCUGCUUCUCAAGGUGGAGCUGGUUGAUUGGGCUGGGGUGGAGAAGUUCUUUGCUAUGGCGAGGAUUGAGCUGGAGGUGGCCGAGUACAAGAAGAUGGUGGAGAGGCUGCAUAAGAUGUUCCAUCCGGACAGGUGGCGGGCAAGAGCAAUUUUGAAGACGGUGUUCGAUGAGUAUCUCAGUCAUGCAUUGGAGGAAGCGGGGAAUACUGUCUCGCAGGCGAUGACACCGUUAUGGAGAGCUUCGAAGACGCUUUGA
Messenger RNA from Desarmillaria tabescens, 1986 nucleotides. RefSeq lists its product as uncharacterized. Bases 1 to 1986 code for a protein of 661 amino acids. Gene Ontology annotation, molecular function: RNA binding. The record is from RefSeq and is a predicted model, not a curated record. The transcript is spliced from 6 exons. NCBI's taxonomy places the organism in Eukaryota, Fungi, Basidiomycota, Agaricomycetes, Agaricales, Physalacriaceae.